Molecule: messenger RNA, 1409 nt
Organism: Baudoinia panamericana UAMH 10762
Lineage: Eukaryota; Fungi; Ascomycota; Dothideomycetes; Mycosphaerellales; Teratosphaeriaceae
Exons: 4
Coding region: 1-1341 (446 amino acids)
Source: RefSeq, a predicted model, not a curated record
AUGACAGACAAGUAUCACGAAUGGUCUGUUGCAAGUCGCUACCUUGACCAAGGCGAGGAUAUCCACUGGUUGGCUGCACCUUGGGGCCACAAUCUGACGCGAACCUCACCAACGACACAGCCUCGCGCCCGUCAGCCUCGCCUGGUUGAGUAUGAUCUCCUCCCGCGCGCUUUGGGAAUAUGGGCAAGGGUAUAUGCGUUCGGCGACAUGACGCUGGAUCCCGAGUACAGAAGCGGCAACCUCACUGCAUGCGAGAAAGAAUGUUUAGCAGGUCCUGGCUAUGUCUCCACAUCUUUGUUGUACCAACUGGAUUGCACUGGUGGACCACUCGACGACCAAUGCUAUUGCGGGAAUCUCACCGAAAGCCUGAACUAUGUUCAGUCAUGCACGAGUACAAGCUGCAAUAGGAACGCCUCGCAAGUCUACCAGGCCGAGUCCUUCCUGGCACGGUUUUGCACGUCUGCCGCGCAAUCAAAUGGGUAUACGAGCAUUUUGAGCGCCACGACAAUACAUCUUGAUCAAGCUUACAGGAUUCUCACAGUGUCCGCUGCGGUGGCAACAGGUUCUGCGUCAGGGCCUACAUUGACGUCUGCGGUCACGUCUGCAGCGGCUGCCUCCGUGCCGACUGCGACAGGAACUGGAGGAUCCGCAAUCGUCACAGGUGCCUCGCCAGGUGCUGCACCAUUAUCUACGACUGGCAUUACUGGUGCAUCCGCUGCAACGAGCACUGCAGUCGCCGGCAGCAAGAAGGCCGGCUUGAUGAAAAGCGAAAAGGUCGGCAUCGGAAUUGGGAUCGGUUUGGGCGUGCCCCUCAUUCUAGGUGGGAUUGCUGCAUUCUUGGUUUUCUCAAAGCGCCGGAAAAGCCGUGGUGCAGGUGGUCCGUACGACGCAGUCCUCAUGAACGAAAAGAGAGGUAACGAGAGCUAUGGCAGGGCGAUCAUGGAGCCACAGGAGCUACGCGCCAUGCGCUCGGCAGCACCGUUCUUACCAGCAGCUGCAGCAGGAGAUGUCAGUGUAAGUGAAGUACCGUACCAGCCGCCAGUCUCAGCUUCGGCAAAGCAACCGCAGUACAGCGACGUCCGGGUAUCAACAGCCGAGGAUGAUGAAAGCUUGCGAUACGAGCACUCACACUCACCUCAGGAGCCGCGAGGUCCACGAGACACGCCGGCGUCUGCGACAAUGCCACGUAGUGCUGUGUCAAAUCAGCUUUCCGUAGCAACGGGCCACUUUGACGACAGGGAUGAUGCACCGCACUCACCCAUCUCGCCAGUUUCGCCUAUCUCGCCUACUGGAUCCAGGCCGGCAUCGCUAAGGCAAGAAGGCGCGCACCAUGAUUUAUGACCUGAUUGAGCAAUGCGUGGGCAUUUACUGCAGCAAAUGAGGAACGAACGAUCAGUGUUCACAUCAUU